AACCACAGAACGAUGCUUCCUACUUGUGAGUAGGUGAUGGAGCAAUUUUUAAACUAUUCUAUGGAAUACUGUGUUCAGCUGUCCGGUUAGAUGGGUCUGCAGCCCCUCGAGUUUGCUGACUGUCUAGCAGACAGUCCCUAUUUUAGGGAAAAACUUCAUGAACACGAAAGGGAGCUCGAAAGUACAAGUAAAGGAAUUAAAAGUCUAAUAGCUCAUGGUAAACAAGUGUUCGAUGCUGCUAAAAAUCUGUCUCGUGCCCAGAAGACAUUUGCAGAGGAUUUGAAGAAUUUCAAUUUUGAGUGCAUCGGCUCACAGCAGACUGACGAUGAGCGAGUUAUCGCCCAGUCACUCAAGGAGUUCGGGAGGCUGCUCUUCUCCAUUGAAGAGGAGCGUGAGAAACUCCUUGAGACUGCAACAGACCAGUUCCUUAAACCGUUGGAAAAUUUCCGCAAAGAAAAGAUCGGUCAAGUCAAGGAGGGCAAGAAAAUGUUUGACAAGCAGACAACAAAAUAUUGCCAGUCCCUGGAGAGGUAUCUCAAUAUGAAGACGAAAGUGAAUGAGUCCAUUCUUCAGGAGGCUGAUGCAUCUCUGGAGAUGGAGAGGCGGGGCUUCUACCAGGCGUCCAUGAAGUACGUGCUGCAGCUCCAGGAGGUUCAAGAAAAGAAGAAGUUUGAGUUUGUGGAAAUUCUUCUCACCUUCAUGUACAGUUGGCUGACAUUUUACCAUCAAGGUCAUGAGGCUGCUGGAGAGUUUAAGCCCUACAUGAUUGACCUACAAAUGAGACUCCAAAAGACUCGUGGAAACUUCGAGAGCACGAGCAACCAAGCUGAAGAGUUGAUGAACAAGAUGCUGGAGGUCCGUGGCACGUAUUUGAACAGAUGUCUUGAGAGGAUUCAAAUGCCUAGGCCCAUAGAGUCAUCCGGGACCAUGCGAGGAUUUACACGCCAGGGGUACCUGUAUCUCUUGGAGAAAAAGGCUCUGGGAACAACAUGGACCAAAUACUACUGCCAGUACAAGAAGGAGACCAAGGAAUUCUACAUGAUCCUGUACAACCAGAUGGGGGGCAAGAUGAGUACUCCCGACCGCUAUGUCCUUGACUCCUGUGUCAGACGUGCCUCAGAUUCCAUAGAGAAACGUUUCUGCUUUGAUCUAACAGUGAAAGAAAAAAAUGUGACCAUGACUUUCCAGUGUUUGUCAGAAGAAGAUAGGAAGGCCUGGAUGAGUGCUAUGGAUGGGAAGGAACCGGUGUACCAUGCCCCGAAAGCAAGAAAUGAAGAAGCCUUCCUAGACGAUGUUGGUUUCACAUUUGUGAAGAGAUGUCUGGCAGCGGUUGAAACGAGGGGUCUUCAGGAACAGGGGCUGUACAGAGUGGUGGGCGUCAACUCUAAAGUCAAUAGGCUAAUACAGAUGGGUUUAGACAGGAGGAAAUCAGACAAGAUACAGCUGGAUGAUCCUACUACUUGGGAAACCAAGACAAUCACUAGUGCUGUGAAAAAUUACCUCAGGUCUCUACCCGAACCACUGAUGUCUUUCAAGCUUCAUGAAGAGUUUAUCAAAGCAGCAAAGCAAGAGUCAAAGACAUUGAGAAUUCUGGAUAUUCACAAGUUGGUUCAUCAGCUGCCCGAGUCAAACUUUGAUAUGUUGGACCUGCUUCUAAAACAUUUGCAUAGAGUGGCCAAUGAACAUGAAAGGAAUAAAAUGACCGUGGCCAAUUUGGGAGUUUGUUUUGGGCCAACGCUGAUGCGACCAGAAGAAGAGACGAUGGCAGCCAUCAUGGAUAUCAAGUUCUGCAACAUCGUUGUGGAAAUACUCAUCCAUAACUAUGAUAAGAUAUUUAACAAUGCACCAGAGGACUGUGAAGAUUUGUGCAAUGUAAGAGUUCUCCCCAAACAUAAUCAGGCUAUGAGCAAUCACCGUGGCAACACAAGUCCACGAUCACCCGCUGCCAUCAUGUCCACCUCCUCAACCCCAGUAUUAACCCAAGAUGGUGGCGGCAGCGGCGGGGUGGCGGCAGCCCAGGCUCCGGUGCACCCUGCUUCUGCUCCAAGAGCGUCAAGAUUUAUACGUCCGACACAGGUAUUCAACCAUCAAACUGGAGACCAGGUUGACGCCUGUCCAAGUCCCACUGGUUUUGAGACACACAGUAGUACAUCAAGCAGUUCGGACUCCCUCAACUCCUCGAGGGUGAUGUCUCAACAGCUCCCCUCGGGCCGAGGGGGUCCUCAAAACCCCUCCCAAUCGCCCCGUUUGGACCAAGUGGAACAUCCGCGACGGGGAUCAAACAGCACUUACGCUAAUGUCAGCGUACAUGAACUUGAUACCCUUGAGGAACCAGACAUACUAGAACUGCAAAGUUGCUCUAACUCUUCACGAGCCAACAGAUUCAGCAUCGCAGGAUCAGACAUUCCAACAUUUGGAAGUGUCAAGAAGAGACGUUCUAAUGACUUCAGCACGUCAAUGAACUCUUCUAUGCCCGCAAGCAUGACUGGCAGUCUGAGUAGUAACUCUAGUAGCUCAUCACGUGCCCCUGGAAGGACUGUGAGGACCCUGUAUGAGUGCCAGGCAGAGAACGAUUCAGAGCUGUCCUUCAGUGCUAAUACCCUAAUCUACAAUGUGCGCCCUUCCAAGGAGCCACAUUGGCUGGAGGGGACAUUAGACGGCCGGAGCGGACUCCUCCCUGAGAACUAUGUGGAAUUCAUAGUUGAAUGACCACACCCACAAGCACCAUUCAACACUGUUUACAGGAUUUAUAACAGCUAAACGCAGCAGUUGUUUUGAACAUUUUAUCAAGUUCUGUUCUGAUGUCAUUUUAUAUUGGAUGCCACAGUUGGUAGAGUGGAGGUUUGCCAGUGCUCAGUGUGGUGUUUUAUACACUUGUUACAUCUAUUUUAGUUUGUCAGGAUGAGAGUGAUUGAGUGGCACUCUGAAGUUGUAGGACACAAUAAUCUAACAAGCAGUGAUGGACUCUAAUAGGUGGUCAUCUACUAAUGCUUUAUGCAGUUACAACAUGAAGCCUGGAAAACCUGGCUACAGUGAAACCCUGUUGGUCUGGAGUCAUGUUAAAUCUGGAAACAAGUCUUUCAACUGACUUGUUUUGAAACGUCUUCAUAAAAAGUCAAAAUGUUUGUACCUAUGAUUUUUAUAAGCUGGACAUUUGUGGCACCUAACAAUUUUGCUGACUAGGACUGUACACAUUAAAAGGGCUCAUGGUAUAUUGAUUUUGUGCACACAUUGUUGGUUAGUAAUCUGGACAUGUUACUGCCCUGGGUCUGGUUUGGGGACCAUCAAUGCAAACUAGCCCAGCCAUCACAGUGCUACUAGUCUGGGCCAUCAACUGCCAUUAGUUUGUAUACUAGUCCAGACCAUAUCUUCUAGUUCUGGUUCAUCUGUGAUGCUCCAUCAGUACACAUACUAGCCUGCAUAUACCUGUUCUACUAGCCCUGAGCCUUCUGUGAGGCUCCAUCAGUACACAUACUAGCCUGCACAUACAUGUUCUACUAGCCCUGAGCCUUCUGUGAGGCUCCAUCAGUACACAUACUAGCCUGCACAUACCUGUUCUACUAGCCCUGAGCCUUCUGUGAGGCUCCAUCAGUACACAUACUAGCCUGCACAUACCUGUUCUACUAGCCCUGAGCCUUCUGUGAGGCUCCAUCAGUACACAUACUAGCCUGCACA
This is a messenger RNA of Haliotis rubra (blacklip abalone), 3675 nucleotides long. Its product is annotated as rho GTPase-activating protein 26-like. The transcript is spliced from 32 exons. Gene Ontology annotation, cellular component: cytoplasm. Gene Ontology annotation, molecular function: GTPase activator activity; protein binding. The record is from RefSeq and is a predicted model, not a curated record. The coding region runs from base 91 to 2709 and encodes 872 amino acids. Gene Ontology annotation, biological process: signal transduction. Lineage: Eukaryota; Metazoa; Mollusca; Gastropoda; Lepetellida; Haliotidae.